Adineta ricciae is the source of this 2313-nucleotide messenger RNA. Lineage: Eukaryota; Metazoa; Rotifera; Eurotatoria; Adinetida; Adinetidae. The record is from the annotation of a GenBank genome assembly.
AUGACUUCAAAUUCAAAAGGACAUCCAGCACAAAAAUCGUUAGAAAUCAAAACAAAAUCAAUCGAGACAACACUUGUACCACUUGUCACCCAAAUUUCAACUUUAGUCAAUUUCAAAGAGAAGCCUCGAUCAUUAUCGACGACAAAUGAGAAAACUCUCAAUGCCAUCAAUCGAGUUGGCGAAGCUGUACAUAUGGCAGUGGAACGCUUUGUCUCUGUUGGAGAAUCAAUCGGAAAUGAAAAUCCGGAAAUUAAAUCUGACUUAAUCGAUGCAUGUCGUGAAGCGCGUACAGCAGGCGAAGCGAUUAAACGAAUUACUUGCGUAGAAUUCGAUACGUUAGGCAAACCAAUUUGCGUAUCCGAUCGGCAUAGCAUGGUACAAGCUGCUCGAGGUUUACUAAGUGCUGUAACACGUGUUUUACUUCUUGCUGAUAUGGUCGUUGUCAAACAGAUUAUCUCUGUUAAGAAAAAAGUGAUAUCAACAUUGAAUCGAUUGGAAGGUGUGAUGUCGUUUUCCGAAUUUGUGAAAUACUUCGGAGUUUAUGGCACUCAAAUGGUUGAUUUAGCACAUCUAACAGGCGAUCGACAAAAUGAUCUCAAAGACGAACGUCGUCGUUCUCAAUUAUCCGCGUCACGUACAAUUCUCGAGAAAUCAACAAUGCUUAUUCUAACAUCAUCAAAAGCAUAUCUUCGUCAUACUGAGUGUAUGCACGCUCGUAAAUGUCGUGAUCUUGUCUACGGUCAAGUCCGCCGGGCUCUUGAUAUGGUACAACUGAUUGUGUAUGAUUCGGGCUCGACAACGUUGAAUACAACACCAACAUUGGCCCUUCUACUUGCAAAAAAUGAAAUCAAUUUUGUUAAAUCUCUUCGACAAUUCGAAUAUGCAGUUGAAAUGUUGAAUGUCUCAUCAACGUCGACUACGAAAGAGCAAUUGGAACAAUUGUGCAAUACAACGAUCGAUAAUAGCCAAGAUUUCACAGAUUCCGUUUAUAUAAGCAUUGAACAACGUGAAAAAGUUCUCGACUAUCAUAAGAAACUACAAGAUCAACUUGCUGAUAUAGCCAAAUCGAUAUCUGAAAAACAAAAUGACGCGCUUCCAGCAGCAAUUCAAACAAUUCAACAGGUUGCACGAGAAUUUCGCUGUCAGUUGGAACAAAUGGCAAUGCUUCGAGCAUCGGAAUUCUUUCGAACGCAUGAUGAAAGUGUUCUACUCAACGAACUAAAAACUUAUUCUUUGUCUGGUCGAGUUGAUCUAUUGCAAGAUUCAGUAGAGAAAUUCCGUGAACAAGCAGAAAUCGCCAUUGAGUUAAGUAAACUCCUGAGACAUAUCAGUUCUUGUGAUCAAUUACAAGUGUCAAGUGAAUAUCACGAGAUGGUUUUUCAAAAUUUAUCUCUUAUGAUCAUUACAUCAUCACAAUCGCUUACUUCAUAUCCAAAUAGUCGAGUAGCGAAAGAAAACUUGGAUGUUUUGUGUCAAUUUUGGGAACAACAGAUCAAUGAUUUUUCGAUCCUUGUGAAAGAAAUUCAAGAUUUCAUGGAAGGUCGAGGUGAAAAGACGGUUUAUUUAUCGUUACCCAGACCGGGUAAACAUGGUACAACAUCUAAAGCAGGUUUCAAACCAACCAAACUUGAUCCAGAUGAACAAGCAAAAAUCGCCAAAGUUGGAUUGGAAAUGAAAUUAGUUACGUCAGAGAUGGAGGCUGAAGCAGAAAAGUGGGACGAUCCUCAAAACGAAAUCGCUAAACGUGCGAAGAACAUGUCAUCCAUGGCUUUUUCAAUGUAUUUAUUCACACGGGGCGAAGGCACACUACGCACCACCCAAGAUCUUUUUACUCAGGCAUAUUACUUCGUAGAAGAAGGCACUCGCCUAGCAGCAAUUGUUCAGGAAUUUGCAAAUCAAAUACCAAAUAAACCUUCCCGACACGAAAUUCUAAUUCAAUUAGAACAAAUCCCAUUGAUGUGUCACCAGUUGAAACUAAAACUCAAAACUCCUGCUCUGGGAAAAGCGUCUACAUUUUCAAAAGUUGAUGCUGUGAUCUGUGAAACUCGAGAUCUCAUGAAUGUCGUCAGUCGAUUAUGUUCGACUGCAUUUGCCUGUCAGUCAAAGUACAAUAUAAUUGAUUAUCGUUCAACACCGUCGACGAAUCCAUCGACGUACUCUCGUCCUCCGUUAUCUGCAUCGAAACGUUCAGUACUCUAUCGUGCUGCAUCUAUCGAACAGAACGAUCGCUUCGAUACUAAACCUGAUCGUUCAAUUCGUUCUUCAUCUUUACAACGUCCAUCGAGUUAUUUGCCCGCAUUUGAUCAUAUCUAA